AUGGAGUCUGAAGAUGUUGCCUCAGCCCCCUCAACACCCGUAACACCAGGGACUCCUGGUGCCCCUCUUUUUGGUGGGUUCAAACCAGAGAGAAGUGGCAGUGUUAGAAGAUCUCUUCUCAAGAGCUGCAAAUGCUUCAGUGUUGAAGCUUGGGCUUUGGAAGAGGGAAGCUUACCCUCUGUCUCCUGCGCAUUGCCACCACCUCCUGUCUCACUUGCAAGAAAGGUAGGAGCUGAGUUCAUAGGCACUCUGAUUCUCAUCUUUGCAGGGACAGCCACCGCCAUAGUGAACCAAAAGACACAAGGCUCCGAGACCCUUAUAGGCCUGGCUGCCUCCACUGGCCUCGCCGUCAUGAUCGUUAUACUGUCCACCGGCCACAUCUCAGGGGCUCAUCUCAACCCAUCCGUUACCAUUGCCUUCGCAGCCCUCAGGCACUUCCCGUGGAAGCAUGUGCCAGUGUACAUUGGAGCACAAGUGAUGGCAUCAUUAUGUGCAGCAUUUGCAUUGAAGGGGAUUUUCCACCCCGUAAUGGGUGGGGGAGUCACUGUUCCUUCAGGGGGCUAUGGUCAAGCAUUUGCUUUGGAGUUCAUUAUUACUUUCAAUCUCAUUCAAACAAAUGGCAGGGAAACCACCGGAGCUUCAAUGAAUCCGGUGAGAACUUUGGGGCCGGCGAUAGCUGCGAACAACUACAAAGCCAUAUGGGUGUACCUCACUGCUCCCAUACUGGGAGCACUGGCCGGAGCAGGUGUUUACUCUGCAGUCAAGCUGCCGGAGGACGAUGGCACAAGUCAUGUUGAUCCUCCAACAGCACAUAGCUUCAGAAGGUGA
Molecule: messenger RNA, 828 nt
Organism: Ilex paraguariensis (yerba mate)
Lineage: Eukaryota; Viridiplantae; Streptophyta; Magnoliopsida; Aquifoliales; Aquifoliaceae
Source: the annotation of a GenBank genome assembly